Pestalotiopsis fici W106-1 is the source of this 4827-nucleotide messenger RNA. RefSeq lists its product as uncharacterized. Gene Ontology annotation, biological process: nucleoside metabolic process. Gene Ontology annotation, molecular function: catalytic activity; protein binding. NCBI's taxonomy places the organism in Eukaryota, Fungi, Ascomycota, Sordariomycetes, Amphisphaeriales, Sporocadaceae. The coding region runs from base 1 to 4827 and encodes 1608 amino acids. The transcript has 4 exons. The record is from RefSeq and is a predicted model, not a curated record.
AUGAGGCUUCGACUCGAGAGCCCAAACCUUUACACUAUCGCAUGGAUAGCCGCUCUCCCCAUCGAACGAGCGGCGGCAACGGCGUUACUCGACGAUCGUCAUGACGCGCCUGAAGGCUUCCACCAGCAUUCAUCCGACGAGAACUCCUAUACCUGGGGCCGAAUAGGCGAGCAUAACAUCGUGAUCGCCUCACUCCCCGCUGGAGUCUACGGACUUGCAUCCGCUGCGACGACCGCACUGGACUUGAUCCGUUCGUUACCCUAUAUCCGAAUCGGUCUGCUAGUGGGCAUUGGGGGAGGCAUCGCUCGGCCUGAUGCGGGACAGGACAUCCGCCUUGGCGACGUCGUCGUCAGCCAGCCUGACGGUACGACCGGAGGGGUGGUACAGUAUGACCUAGGAAAGGCGAAAGCGGGCGGCACGUGGGAGCGAAAGGGCUCUCUAGAUAGACCACCUCUCGUACUUCUCAAUGCGCUGGCAAGUCUACAGGCGGAGCAUGAGUUCGAACCGUCCAAGGUACCAGAUCUGCUCCGAGCAAUGUUGGAAGCCAAGCCUUCUAUGAGACGGCCAAAAAGCGACUAUACGUAUCAGGGGGCUGAGAAUGAUCGACUUUUCGAAUCGCAACACGACCAUAUUGGCGGCAGCAACUGUGAUAAGUGCGACCCGACCUGGGAGGUGAAGCGUGACCCGCGAGAGUCGACUGAACCAGAGAUUCACUACGGGAUCAUUGCCUCUGGUAAUAAACUCGUCAAAGAUGCAGCUACUCGAGACGGUCUUUCGGGAGACACCGGACAUCAAUGUCUGUGUGUGGAGAUGGAAGCAGCGGGCCUGAUGAAUCGGUUUCCAUGCCUGGUGAUACGUGGGAUCUGUGACUACGCGGAUUCUCACAAGAACGAUCGGUGGCAGCGAUAUGCGGCUGCUGCGGCGGCAGCGUUUGCAGUAGAGCUGCUCGGGUUUGUCCCGGCUAGAGAGCUUGAAGCAACAGAAAAGGUCGCUAAGGCCAUACAAGCACUGAAACAGAAAGUGGACACCGUUGGCACCUUCAUUCGGAAAGUCGACCAUGGCAUUACUUUGGAUCGUCUACCGGUUGUAGAAGAGGCCUCUUUCGACUCUCACGCUGAAGCACACAAUCCAACAUGCUUACCAGGUACCCGGGUGCAGUUACUUGAAGACAUUUCUCAUUGGAUCGACAGUCCCAACUCGAAGACGAUAUUUUGGCUUGAUGGUAUGGCAGGGACUGGGAAGUCAACUAUAUCGCGUACUGUUGCUCAGAGACGACACGAGCGUGGUGAUCUGGGUGCCAGUUUCUUCUUCAAAAGAGGAGAGAUCGAUAGAGGGAACCUCACUAAGCUGGUGCCUACUCUAGCUCGUCAAUUAGCCUCGAGAAUCUCGGCAGUUGAGUUUGCCGAAGCCGUUAAAAAAACACUCGUUACCGAUCCAGAGAUUAUCAGGAAAGCUGUCGCUCAGCAGUUCCAGGAAUUGAUCCAGGAACCUCUUUCAAAAGUGGAGCCAACAAACACGACACCAUUAUCAUUGGUCAUUGUCAUCGAUGCUCUGGACGAGUGCGAGGGCCAAGCCGACAUAGAGCUGCUUAUCGAACUCUUGUCUGGUGUACGCUCCACGUCCUCCUUAUAUGUUCGAGUCCUUGUUACUAGCAGGCCCGAGCUACCAGUGCGUCUUGGAUUUCGUCAUUUCAACGACGAUAGUGACUAUCGAUACCUGCAGCUACAAAAAAUCCCAUCAUCGACUAUCGAGCUCGACAUCUCUGUAUUUCUUGACUAUGAAUUUGCUAACAUUUGCAAACGCUUUAACUCUUGGGCGAAAGAAGAGUUGCGAUUGCCAGCAAAUUGGCCUGGAGAAGCUGACUUGAAGACACUCACUAUUGCGGCCUCGCCGCUCUUCAUCUUUGCCGCAACGAUUUGCCGUUUCGUAGAAGACUCGUAUCUCGGUGAUCCGCGGGACCUACUUCAGAAAGUACUCGAAACUACGAGCAAUUUACAUACCUCGAGACUUGCCAAGACUUACUCGCCGGUUCUGGAACAACAAAUUAUCAACAAGUCAGAACUUGAGAGACACGAAAUUAUCAAAAGCUUCCGCCUUGUAGUUGGCACCAUCAUCACGCUUGCAGACCCUCUAUCUCAGCGGGUUUUAGCAUUGCUUCUUGACGUCGAUGUUCGGAAAGUAGCGGCAAGGCUCGAGGUUUUGCGUUCCGUUUUGGACGUUCCAGACAGUCUUGACUUGCCGGUACGCUUGUUGCAUCUGUCAUUCCGAGAUUAUCUGGUCACAGAAGAGAGUGAGUUUCGAGUGAACGAAGAACUCACCCACCAAAACUUGGCCAUAAACUGCUUGCGUAUCAUGCAUGGCAGUCUGAAGGAAAAUAUCUGUGAUCUGCCAUUUCCUGGUGCAUGCCGAUCCGAGUUGGACAGUCAACACAUCAAGAGCUGCAUACCCCCAGAGCUACAGUAUGCUUGUCUUUACUGGGUGCAUCACCAAAUUGCUGCGAAGCAUAAUUCAGAUAAUUAUCAACAGAUUGAUGACAUUUUGAAAAACCAUCUCCUCCAUUGGCUUGAAGCGAUGUGCUUGAUUGGUCGCUCUGGAGAUAUUCUUGAUAUGUUUGGAAAGCUAGCGAUCUGGCUAGAGGAGAGAAACCGCCAGGAGCUUCUAGCCUUUGUCAAUGAUGCGAUUCGAUUUACCAGAACGACCGUUUUGGCGAUAGACGAAGCACCGUUACAGAUCUACUCGUCGGCCUUGGCCUUCGCACCUAGUAAGAGUCUCGUCCGGCAAUCAUAUGACAAAAACGUGCCAAGCUGGCUCUCGGUAUUGCCACAGGUCAAGGAAGAUUGGGACGCGUGUCUUCUGGUGAUAGGAUGCCGGGAGAGAAACAGAACAAUAGCGUUCUCAAACGAUUCGACGAUGAUAGCAUCGGUCCCUGAUUCUCUUCCCGGCACGAUAAAGAUCUGGAAUACGCAGACAGGGAAAUGCCGGAAAGUGCUAGAAGGACACCGCGGCUUCGUGCAUUCUGUGGUAUUUUCGUAUGAUUCAACAACGGUGGCAUCAACCUCCAACGACAAGACUGUACGAAUCUGGAACACAAAAACAGGGGAAUGCGAGCAAAUCUUGGAAGGUCAUAGUGAUAUCACCAACUCCGUGGUAUUCUUGCAUAAUGUUCAAACGGUAGCAUCAGCCUCCUGGGACAAGACAAUACGGAUCUGGAAUAUACCAACAGGUGAGUGUAAGCAGGUGCUGGAAGGCCAUACCAACAUAAUUAUGUCGGUGAUGUUCUCGCACAACUCGAAUAAGAUUCUUUCGGCUUCUUAUGAUCAUACCAUACGGAUCUGGAACGGACAAACAAGAGUCUGUGAGCGAGUGCUAAAGGGCUACAACAAUUGGGCACACCCAACAGUGUUUUCCUAUGAUUUGAAGAUGGUGGCGUCAGCGUCAGCAUCUCAUGGCAGUAUAGUGCAGAUCUGGAAUAUGCAGACAGGGGAGUGUGAGCAAGCACUAGAGGGUCAUAGUGGUCGAAUCACCUCCGUGGCGUUCUCGCAUAACUCGCGGAUGGUAGUAUCUGCUUCGUCGGAUGACACGAUUCGGAUCUGGAACACACGGACAUGGAAGUGUGAGCAGGUUCUCAAGGCCCACAGCUCUACUAUCACAUCCGUGGCAUUCUCUCACGACUCGAGGAUAGUGGCAUCGGGCUCCUUCGACAACACCAUCCGGAUUUGGGAUGUACAAAUGGGGAAAAGCGAGCAAACACUGGUUGGCCAUAAGCGCCCAGUUUGGUCGAUAGCGAUCUCGCCCAGCUCGGAGAUGGCAGUAUCCGCCUCAUACGAUGGAACUUUACGGAUUUGGAACACGCAAACGGGGAAGUGUGAACAAGCACUAGACGGCCAUAGUGAAAUGGUCAAGUCAGUGGCAUUCUCACAUAAUUCGAUGAUGGUAGUGUCGGCGUCUUCCGAUCACACAGGACGGAUCUGGAAUACACAAUCCGGGAAGUGUGAGCAAGUACUAGAGGGUCAUACCAGCGAACUUGUGACAGCGGUUUUCUCACAUAAUUCUAAAAUGGUGGCAUCGGCUUCUUUCGAUAAGUCAGCACGGAUCUGGAAUACGCAAACGGGGAAAUGUGAGCAAGUGCUUGGUCACAGCGAAGGGGUCAGAUUAAUUGUGUUCUCGCACGACUCAAAGAUGCUGAUUUCGGCUUCUGCUGAUUAUAUGCUACGGGUCUGGUGUACGCAGACUGGAAAAUGCGAGAAAUUAUUUCAAGGUCAUACUAGCGAUAUCACAUCGGUGGUGUGCUCGCAUGACUUUCAGAUUAUGGCGUCUGGUUCUUAUGAUAAGACAAUACGCAUUUGGGACACACAGACGGGGGAGUGUAAGCAAACUCUCGAAGGUCAUACCGGUAAAGUUAUGUCAAUAAUAUUAUCGUACGACUCAGAGUUGGUAGCAUCAGUCUCUCGAGAUACAACGGCAAGAAUCUGGAGCACGAAAACCGGGAGGUGUGAAGAGAUUCGCUACGUGGAUACCUGCUCAAUUUCAGAUGUCUUCGAGCCUUCUAGCUGGAACGUUGUCGUCGAUGAUAUUUUGUCUUCCUCGACCAACCGUCCUGCAUUUUUCGAAUCUAAGACACCUUCCCAACAUGCAAAGGAUCUGAAACUUGGUUUGCGUAAUGGUACCUGGAUUACGCUGGAGGGAAAAAACUUGCUUUGGAUUCCUGCAGAUUUUCGCGAAUUUCGCCAAAAGGUUGCUAUCUAUGCAAACACAGUUGCGAUAGGUUAUAGGUCAGGAAAAGUUUUGCUGUUAAGGUUCUCAGCGGCACAAAUAGCAAAAUUGUAG